This is a messenger RNA of Hylaeus volcanicus, 2041 nucleotides long. RefSeq names its product succinyl-CoA:3-ketoacid coenzyme A transferase 1, mitochondrial (gene SCOT). Gene Ontology annotation, biological process: ketone body catabolic process. The transcript has 7 exons. Lineage: Eukaryota; Metazoa; Arthropoda; Insecta; Hymenoptera; Colletidae. The coding region runs from base 159 to 1787 and encodes 542 amino acids. Gene Ontology annotation, molecular function: CoA-transferase activity. The record is from RefSeq and is a predicted model, not a curated record.
AAUCAACUAACUUUUGAAAAAUUAGCAACAAGAACCAGUUAUCAAAGUAGUUAUAUAUAUAAUAAGUAUCGUCGUCGUUGACGAACGACACCGUGCGGCGAGUUAACCUAUUUAUAUAAACAUACUUACAACUUUUUGAAGGAUUUUUUGGAAAAGUCAUGGCUUUCGUUAUAAGCAGAGUCAGCUGUAAACUUUUCCAUGUAUGCACGGUUUCGAGGAAUAGUUACAAACAUUUAAAAUUAUCAAAGGUAUGCACAGUUAAUUUUUCCAUCAAAACUGAAUGUCCUGAAGCAGAAGAAGAAGUUGAAAAGUUAUCUCCACCGAUAGGAGAAGGAAAAAUAUUCAAAAAUGUAGAUCAAGUGGUGUCAGAUAUACCAAAUGGUGCUAAACUUUUGGUUGGUGGAUUUGGACUUUGCGGCAUUCCAGAAAACUUAAUAGCUGCUAUAUUGAAAAAAGGUUCAAAAGAUUUAACUGUUGUUUCGAAUAAUGCAGGUGUCGAAGACUUUGGAUUGGGUUUACUUUUAAAGGAACAUAGAAUUAAAAGAAUGAUUGCUUCUUAUGUCGGUGAAAACUCUGAGUUUGAGAAACAAUAUCUUAAUGGUCAGUUAGAGGCUGAAUUAACACCACAGGGUACAUUAGCAGAACGUAUUCGUGCCGGUGGAGCUGGUAUACCAGCCUUUUAUACUCCUACGGCAUUUGGAACUUUAGUCCAAGAAGGUAACGUGGUUGUGAAAUACGACAAAGAUGGAAAUGCAGAAAUAUCUGGAAAUCCAAGAAGCAUAGCACAAUUCGAUGGUAGAAACUAUAUCAUGGAAACUGCAAUUAAAGGAGACUUUGCACUUGUAAAAGCAUGGAAGGCAGACAAAGCUGGAAAUUUAGUUUUCAGAAAAUCGGCCAGAAAUUUUAAUCCGAUAAUGUGCAAAGCAGCUAAAAUAGCUAUUGCCGAAGUAGAAGAGAUUGUAGAAAUUGGUGAAUUGGAUCCUGAUCACGUGCAUUUGCCUGGUAUUUAUGUAGACAGAAUUGUUAAAGGUCCAUCGUACGAAAAACGAAUAGAGAAACUAAUGACAAAGGAAAUGGUGGUGAAGCCUAAAAAAGUAACACCAGCGAGCAAAGCAAGGGAUAGGAUCGUGAAGCGUGCCGCGCUUGAAUUUGAAGAUGGAAUGUAUGCCAAUUUGGGAGUUGGUAUACCUACUCUUGUGUGCAAGUACAUUCCUAAAAAUGUGAAAGUGACGUUGCAAUCUGAAAAUGGUAUUCUCGGCUUUGGUCCUUACCCAGCUCAAAAUGAGGUUGACCCAGACUUGAUCAACGCUGGAAAGGAGACAGUCACGGUAUUGCCAGGAGCAUCAUUUUUCAGCAGCGAUGAAAGUUUUGCUAUGAUCCGAGGAGGUCAUGUUAACUUGACUAUGCUUGGAGGCAUGCAAGUUUCAGAGACAGGAGAUUUGGCUAACUGGAUGAUCCCAGGAACGAUGGUAAAGGGAAUGGGUGGUGCAAUGGAUUUAGUUUCCGCAGCAUCAACGAAAGUAGUGGUCACUAUGGAACACAAAGCUCGCGAUGGUAGUCCAAAGAUCUUGAAGAGUUGUACAUUGCCUAUAACAGGUCAACGAUGCGUAGAUCUAAUAAUUACCGACAUGGCAGUGUUUGAAGUAGUCGAGGGACAAGGAUUAAAACUUAUCGAAAUUGCGCCUAAAGUUGAUAUAAGCGAAAUCGUUAGUUCUACCGCUUGUGAAUUUUCAGUAGCUGAUGAUCUUCAAGAAAUGAGACAGGUGGACGUAGACGACUGUGAAUAGCAACGAUAAUCUUCUUAAAAUUAAACAAGACAAGAUGAACGAUAUUCUCAAACACUCAAACUCAACUAUCGUUUGGACCAUCGUCGUGGUCCUCAAUUGUACAAUUUUAUACAUAGAUACGUAUCUUUAAGAAUAUAUUGCAAUCGCAUAGCUUACUAUAAUUGUACUAUAAAUAUAUUAUUUACCAUAAUGCGGCGGCUAGAUCUUAACCGGGAAAGUAAUAUAAUUUUGUAAUACACGCGCUGAAAUAAAAA